GUCAUUCGAUCCCCCUGAGGGUCACCAGGCGGACGGAGACAGUUAGUGCUGUUAGUGGACACAUGAACUCCUCAGAGACACAAGGUUGAGGGUGGCCUUGGUUGUAUUUCCUCAAAGCAUGAAAUGUUGCAACUGUGCAGUAUGUUCUUCCUGGAGAAGGACACACCUCCUCCAUCCAAAGUACCUCAUGUAUGAUCUCUGAGGUUUUCGGAUCACUUUGGAUCUCAUUUACAAACAAAGCGGAUCAUGUCGAGAGUGGAAGCCUUCAGGGACACAAACCUUCGCUCGCUGCUGAGGGAGCUGCGGACUGAUAUCGCUAUGGCUGUAGACGACCCUUUCCCUCUGGUCUACGGCUUGGUGGACAAAAACAUCAUCACCGACCAGCUACUGAAGGACACUUUGGAAAAGGAAGGCAGAGAAGGGAUCCACAAGGCCAUGUACUCCCUGCUGUCCUGGGUCCUGGAGCAGAGCAGAUCCACCGUCCAGGCUUUCUGGAGCAACCUGUCCAAAGACUACAACCUGGACAGCUACCCCAAGCUGCAGACGCUGCUCUCUAACCUGCACUCCAGACGGGAUGCUGCAGGUUCCAGAGGUGAGAAGAGAUCCUCUGGAGGCCACAAAACGCCUCACACCAAGAAGAGGAGCAACAAGGACCGAGACACAAACUCACACAAUCUGCUUCCACAGUAUCACGCCAAGACAAGCAAUGGACCAGGGGGUAAAGUGCGGCUGUACAGAGUGAAGAGUGAAGCUGCAGCUCCACAGUUAACAUCUGGAAACACUGCAGGUGAUCAGGCUGUGUCGAGACCAGUCACUCUGUCUUCCUCCUCCUCUGCCUCCUUAUCUGAGCCGGAUAAGGUCAGCCAUGAAGCCGAGGAGAAGAUCCAGAUCAAGCAGAUGUUUGGCUCAGAUGGAAGUACCAAAAAGUGCAUUAACGUUUGUGGGGAGUUUUACUCCUGUGGCCAGUCAGAGCAGAUAAAUGGAGCAACCAAAGCUGUUCAGAAGACGUUUCGACACCAGGGGGAGACAAACACAGGCCUGGUUCAAUAUAACGAAGAUGAGUGUGCAGUGUGUAAAGACGGAGGUGAGCUGAUCUGUUGUGACGGCUGUCCUCGAGCUUUUCAUCUGACCUGCACCGACCCGCCACUCUCAACUGUGCCAAGUGGCACUUGGCAGUGUGGAUGGUGCUGUGGCAACAGAGUGAAAAGGGAGAAUGCUCAGCUCCCUUUACGACCACUCGUUGCCCAGCCGCAGAAAGCAAACACGAGCUCCAUCGUCGACGUCUCCUUCUUCUCCUCGCUGUCAUCCUCCUGUGUCGCUGCUUCUAUGAAUGAUGUCAGUGGCAGAAACCAGUACUCAGGUGGAGAGCUGCUCAGUGUGAGGGAGGUGUGUGGUGUUUGUCACAUAGAAGGAGGAGACCUGACUCACUGCCUGCAGUGUUUGCAGCGCUUCCACGUACACUGCCACUUCUCCAAAGGGAGAUCCAUCUGCUUGUCCUGCUCCCUGCCCUGGUGCAGCUCUGCAGAGAAGGAGGCUGAAUCAUCCAGAGGCUUACAGCUCACCCCAGUGGUUCAAAAUGCACUCGGCCAUGAUCGGAGCUCCUCCGUCCCUGAGCCCGUCCUUCAUAAAGACGAGCUGGACUCCAUCCUGGGAGACCAGGGCUCCAUUGACGGCAUCUUUCAGUGGGCUUUCCACAACAUCUCUCGGCCUCUUCCAGACUCUCAGGGCUGCUACCAGUGACAGACAGACGAUCAGAACUCAUGUAUGAGCUCUCAGUGUAAAGUUACCCUGUAAAGUUACAAUGAUGACAUGAGUAUAGCUAAUUAAAUAGAGAUUACUGAGUUA
This is a messenger RNA of Centropristis striata (black sea bass), 1845 nucleotides long. RefSeq names its product autoimmune regulator (gene aire). Gene Ontology annotation, cellular component: nucleus; cytoplasm. The transcript has 14 exons. Gene Ontology annotation, molecular function: DNA-binding transcription factor activity, RNA polymerase II-specific; DNA binding; translation regulator activity. NCBI's taxonomy places the organism in Eukaryota, Metazoa, Chordata, Actinopteri, Perciformes, Serranidae. The record is from RefSeq and is a predicted model, not a curated record. Bases 247 to 1740 code for a protein of 497 amino acids. Gene Ontology annotation, biological process: regulation of transcription by RNA polymerase II; humoral immune response.